UAUACCGUCUUUACAUUUAAAAAUUAAUAUAACCGGUUCUUAAAACAAUAAAGAUUGUAAAAAUGGAAAACAUGCCUCUAUCUCAUGACUAUGGUGCAAGCACAAAAUCUUAUGAUUCCACAAAAGUUACAAUAGAUAAUAAUCGUCUUCAAGAUAUUCCGGAGCAAAGAGCAUCUUCGGAAAAGCAACCGUCCGAAACGAGAUCUUCCAACACAAGAAGGCAACUAUGGAAGAGACGACACAGCAGCGAAGGAUCCAUGAUACACAUAACAGGCACGGGAACAUUGCUUGAAGAAUCCCUCAAUUGCGGACAAUGUUACAAGGGUAAUUUCUGGCAGAGACCCCUUGAAAUGAGGGAAAGCAGCCAAGAUUCUGAAGAUCUUCCCCCAGGGGUUGGACAGUAUGAUGAUUUUCACACCAUCGACUGGAAACGAGAUUUAUCUCGAGACAGUUAUCGUCACAAAUAUAUCACCCGAAAAAUGUCAGAUUCAUUUUUAUAUUCAUUGAAGGGCUAUUGUGAUAAAUUGUCCGGAUGGAUUUGUGUAUUUCUCGUCGGAGUUGCAGCUGGCUCUGUAGCAGGAUUUAUUGAUAUUGGUGAAAGUUGGAUGAAAGAUUUGAAAGAAGGUGUAUGUCCUCAGGCAUUUUGGCUAAACAAGGAACAAUGUUGCUGGUCUUCCAACUCAACAUUCUAUGAAGGAGAUGAUUGUGCCCAGUGGAACUCUUGGUACACUUUCUUCAACCUUGAAAGUUUUACUCCCGAGGAAUACCUAUUGUCAUAUGCUUUCUACGCUGGAUGGAGCUUAUUUUUUUCGGCCGUGGCGUGUACCAUGGUUUUAACAUUUGCACCCUACGCAUGCGGAUCUGGUGUACCAGAGAUAAAAACUAUACUGAGUGGCUUCAUUAUGCGAGGUUAUCUAGGAAAGUGGACAUUGGUCAUCAAAUCAGUAGCCACAAUGAUGGCUGUAUCUUCGGGUUUGAGUCUAGGGAAGGAAGGACCAAUGGUUCACAUCGUAUGCUGUAUUGGGAAUAUAUUGUCUUAUUUCUUUCCAAAAUAUGGAAAAAACGAAGCAAAGAAGAGAGAGGUGCUAUCGGCAGCAGCUGCGGCAGGUGUAUCCACCGCCUUUGGAGCCCCGAUUGGAGGUGUUUUGUUUAGCUUAGAAGAGGUGAGUUAUUAUUUUCCAAUGAAGACAUUGUGGCGAAGUUUUUUCUGUGCCUUGGUAGCAGCAUUUGUUCUUCGUUCAAUAGAUCCCUUUGGAACUGAUCAUGUUGUCAAAUAUUACAUGAGUACAAGACGUAAAUGGAUCUUGAUAGAAUUAAUCCCAUUUAUUAUUCUUGGAAUAAUCGGGGGUAUGAUAGGGACAGCAUUCAUUAGAGCAAAUAUAGCAUGGUGUCGAUUCAGGAAAUCGUCUAGACUUAAAAAUUUCCCGAUUCUUGAGGUGUUGGGAAUCACUCUUUUCACAUCAUUAAUCAGUUUUCCUAAUGAUUUCACUCGAAUGAAUGCGAGCGAUCUCAUCAAAGUACUUUUCAGUCAGUGCAGAAUUCAUGAUGAAUCGCAGCUUUGUGACUAUGAAAGAAAUGUAACCUCAUUUGAGAAACAUAUGGAAAUAAUCGGAGCAGGUCCAGGAAUUUAUAAAUCCUUGUAUCUCUUGCUUCUUGCACUUUUUUGCAAAUUUAUUCUAACGAUUUUUACAUUCGGAAUAAAACUUCCAACUGGUCUUUUCAUUCCAAGUCUUUCAAUGGGUGCCAUUGCUGGCAGAAUUGUUGGCAUCGGUAUGCAGGAACUGGCAAUGAGGUAUAAGCAUGUGUGGCCAUUCCAUACUGCAUGUGCUUCAAAUGAAAAUUGCAUGGCACCUAGUUUAUACGCAAUGAUUGGAGCUGCAUCUUGCUUGGCAGGUGUAACGAGAAUGACAGUAUCUUUGGUCGUUAUCAUGUUUGAGUUGACCGGAAGUGUCGAUUAUAUUGUUCCAGUUAUGGCCACUGUUGUUGUGAGCAAAUGGGUUGGAGACGCAAUGGACAAGGAAGGGAUAUAUGAUGCUCAUAUACAGUUCAACCACUACCCAUUUUUGGAUAACAAGAAAUCUUUUAAAGAAUCUACGAAAGCUGUUGAUCUUGUUCGAGGAAUGUGGAUUAGAAGCCAGCUAGUUUGUUUUAGUCAAAAAGGAAUGACUUUAUACGAAAUAGAAGACAUUUUAAGAAACACGUCACACAAUGGGUUUCCGAUUAUUUUCUCGCAGGAGCUUCCAUAUUUAAUUGGUUUCGUCUUGAGAAGAGAUCUCUGUUUAACAAUAGAACACAAGAAAAAGAAUAAACAAGUGAAUGGGAGAACAACUGUUGACUUUGGUCAAAAAGCAUAUGAAACAUCAAAAUCUCCAUUUUCCCUAAAUCUGAAUAAAAUAGUUGAUAUGGCUCCAAUUACAGUUACAGUACUAACUCCAAUGGAGACAGUAAUUGAAAUGUUCUGCAAAUUAGGUCUCCGUCAAAUUUUAGUCACGGAAAAUGGAAAACUAACUGGAAUUAUUACUAAGAAGGAUGUCUUAAAUCACAUACAUGAAGUCAAAAUGCUGAAAAAAUGCAAAAAAUAAGGAAAUUCUAAUUUUCAGUGAUUUUGAAGACUAAUUUUACAUUUCCAAUAAUCUCAUGCUCAUCAAAAUAACAAUAAAAACUCAUAAAUCUAUAAAAA
Messenger RNA from Parasteatoda tepidariorum (common house spider), 2680 nucleotides. Its product is annotated as H(+)/Cl(-) exchange transporter 5. NCBI's taxonomy places the organism in Eukaryota, Metazoa, Arthropoda, Arachnida, Araneae, Theridiidae. Gene Ontology annotation, molecular function: voltage-gated chloride channel activity. Gene Ontology annotation, biological process: transmembrane transport; chloride transport. Gene Ontology annotation, cellular component: Golgi apparatus; synaptic vesicle; early endosome. The record is from RefSeq and is a predicted model, not a curated record.